AAUGUCACUUAUAACUAAAGAACAUAUAUGGGAAUAUUAUAUAAAUCUGACGGAUUUUAAAGCACAGUGCAAGUAUUGUGAAUUUAAAUAUAAUUAUAUAAAUGAUACAAACUUUAAACGUCACAUAGAAAAAAACCACAAAAAAAUUUUGGAAUACGAAGAAGAGAGAAAACUAAGAAAAUGGCCAUGGAUGUAUUUCAAGUAUUCAGAUCAACUAUUAUCACAAUGUAUUAUUUGUUAUGCAAAUAUUCUGUCUACAUCAAAAUCUGCAGAUUUAGAAGAUCAUUUGAGUUCGCAUUCUAAAGAACAGCGGAAGAAUCAUAUCCUUCAAAAUUGGAAACGGAAAUAUUGGACACAACGAAAUGAUUUUGAGGUGGAGUGUGAUAUUUGCAACAACAACAUAUCUCUUCAAAUUCGUAAACAUUUGGAUUUUCAUAUAAGAAAGACACAUUCUGACAAAUUGAAAAAUAUGCAAGAAACACAUGACUUAGUUGAUUCGUCAGAACGUGUUUCAUCACUUGAAACGAACGUAACUUUUAUGCCAUUAGAUAUUGCAACUAAAAAACAUAUAUGGGAAUAUUAUAUAAAGCUGUCAGAUUUUGAAGCACAGUGCAAGUAUUGUGAAAAUAAAUAUAAUUAUAUAGAUAAUGGAAACUUUAUACGUCAUAUAGCAAAACUCCAUGAAGAAAUUUGGAAAUACGAAGAAGGGGGAAAACUAAGAAAACGGCCAUGGAUGUAUUUCAAGAGAUCACUUGAAUUUGCAUUCUAAAGAACAACAGAACAAUCACACAUUUCGAAGUUGGACGGGG
This is a messenger RNA of Linepithema humile (Argentine ant), 809 nucleotides long. Lineage: Eukaryota; Metazoa; Arthropoda; Insecta; Hymenoptera; Formicidae. The record is from RefSeq and is a predicted model, not a curated record.